AUUUGAACUGAAGAAAAAGGCGCGAUAAUGUCGAGGCUAUGGGCGAGUUUCGCGGGGCUUUUCAGUAAUAAAACUCUGAUCGGAAUGGACAAAUCCGGCAAUCGUUACUUCGCCAAGAGUGAACCCAUCGACGGCAUCGUGAAGGAGAAAAGGUGGGUUCUAUUUAAAGGAGAGCAAGAUCCCACUUCCGUUCCUGUUGAAUGGAUAUGUUGGCUGAAUGGACAGCGCAAAAAAGCUCCAACAACAGAGGAAAUGGUUGAGCUGGAGGCAAGGAGAGAACGUGUUAAACUAAAUGUUGCUCUUCUCAAAAAGGAAGAAGAAGAAAGAAAAGCCAAAGAAGGCAAAUCCAAGAGCAUCGGUAAAGCUACAGGCCCUGAUUUGAAAAGCUUUAUUCAACAGUUUCCUACUGAUGCACAAGGGAAUAUAAUUGAAGCAGCAUCCGCCUCAAAUGACGUCACGAGUGAUAAACAAGUCCCAGAAUCCAUCACAAAACAGCCAGAGUCUUCGGAGCCAAGUGGUUCUGGUUCAUCCUACAGACCAGGGACAUGGCAACCACCAACUUGACUCACAAUCACGAUUUCUAGAUCCUUUUAAAUUUGAUGAUUAAUCGUUCGUUCGUUUUUUUUUUUUUUUCCGGAUUAAAUCAGGACCAGAUUUAGCGGUUCGGUUUAAUGAUCUGAAUUUUCUUUGCGAAACACCAAAUAUGUAAUUGACAUUGCAAGUUGUAUUUUUGUACUUCACAAAAUUUGGCCUACAAAAGGAAUUCAUGUUUCGGAAAUCAAAAA
Messenger RNA from Erythranthe guttata (spotted monkey flower), 785 nucleotides. Its product is annotated as NADH:ubiquinone oxidoreductase, 17.2kDa subunit. Gene Ontology annotation, cellular component: membrane; respiratory chain complex I. The record is from RefSeq and is a predicted model, not a curated record. Gene Ontology annotation, biological process: response to oxidative stress. NCBI's taxonomy places the organism in Eukaryota, Viridiplantae, Streptophyta, Magnoliopsida, Lamiales, Phrymaceae.